CCUUCUUCUCCCCGCGUGGUGCCGGCUCCGCCUUUGGCUUGCCCGGCCAUGGGGCGGGAAGAGGGGCGGGCGGGAGGCGGCUCCGUGUCAUUCCUUCGGCAGCGGCGGCCGCGGCGUUAGCAUCGGAGGGCUCAUCAGACAGGAGGCGGCCGGAGGCAAUGCCAUGAUGGGAAUCAAGCCGGGUCCUGUGCAGAUCGUGCUGGUCCACAAAGAAGAACAUUCCUUCGAGUUGGACGAGAAGGCCUUGAGUCAAGUCCUCCUGCAGGAUGCCAUCCGUGACCUUGACGUGGUGGUGGUGUCCGUGGCGGGUGCUUUCCGCAAGGGCAAGUCUUUCCUGCUGGACUUCCUUUUGCGUUACCUAUACACACAGAAAGAAGACAGCGAUGAUUGGCUGGGGGUGGGGGAAGAGCCCUUGACGGGCUUUUCCUGGCGAGGGGGCUCCGACCCCGAGACCACCGGCAUUCAGAUCUGGAGCGAAGUCUUCAUCGUGAAGAAGCCAAGCGGAAAGAAGGUCGCUGUUGUGCUGAUGGACACCCAAGGGGCCUUUGACAGCCAGUCCACCGUCAAAGACUGUGCCACCAUUUUUGCCCUGAGCACCAUGACCAGCUCCGUUCAGAUUUACAACUUGUCCCAAAACAUCCAAGAAGAUGAUCUCCAGCAGCUGCAGCUCUUUACCGAAUACGGGCGUCUGGCCAUGGACGAAAUCUUUCUCAAGCCAUUCCAGACGCUGAUGUUCCUGGUGCGGGAUUGGAGCUUUCCGUAUGAGUAUAACUACGGCUUAGACGGAGGCAUGAGUUUCCUUGAUAAACGUUUGGAGGUGAAAUCUCACCACCAUGAAGAGAUCCAGAACGUUCGCAAACACAUCCAUUCCUGCUUCACCAACGUCAACUGUUUCCUUUUGCCCCACCCGGGACUCAAAGUGGCCACUAGCCCGAAUUUUGACGGCCGUUUGAGUGACAUCGCUGAUGAAUUCAAGGAUCAGCUGAAGCAGUUGAUCCCCUUCGUCCUGGAUCCCAGUCAGCUCUUGGAAAAGGAGAUCAACGGUUCAAAAGUGACCUGCCGAGGCUUGUUAGAGUAUUUCAAGGCCUACAUUAAGAUCUACCAGGGGGAAGACCUGCCACACCCCAAAUCCAUGUUGCUGGCCACGGCUGAAGCCAACAACCUGGCGGCUGUCGCUUCAGCCAAAGACCUGUAUUACAGCAGCAUGGAAAAGAUCUGUGGCGGAGACAAGCCUUACAUUGCCCCCGAGGUGCUGGAGUCGAAGCACCGGGAGCUGAGCACCCGGGCCGUGGAGCACUUCCGGCGCAUCAAGAAGAUGGGCGGCCGGGAGUUCAGCCAACGUUACGAGGACGAGCUGACGCAGGAGCUGAGCGACCUCUUCGAAGACCUGUCCAAGCAUAACCAGAGCAAAAACAUCUUCAACACUUUCCGGACCCCGGCUAUCCUCUUCGGCUUCAUUGUGGUGCUCUACGUGAGCUCGGGGAUCACCGAGUACAUCGGACUGAGUGUGAUUGCCCAGUUGUGCAACUUGAUAGUGGGGCUGUUGCUUCUCUCAAUGCUAGCCUGGGGCUACAUCCGAUAUUCGGGCGAAUACCGCGAACUGGGCAUAGUCAUUGACAAUACAGCGGAAUUCAUGAUGCAGAAGAUACGGGCUGUGGGGUCGCCUGCCCAUGUGCCCCCCUCCAGGGAGGAGCCUGUGGCCCCCGCCCCGCACAGGAAGUCUCAGUGAACGAAGCAGCGCAGUGAGGUCUGAAUCCCAAAAUGUCAUUGGUGACGGUGGGAUCACCACAAUCUUGCCUUUCCGGUCCAGGAAUCGCUUUUGCAGAGCUUCAUAGACAGCCAAUCUGAGCUUCUGAGUUGGGACUCCCGCCCCUCUCUUCCUGCUCAUUUUCCUUUGAUGGACCCCCCCUCCCCUGGUUUUUGAUUUCAACGCCCCCCCCCCUUCAAGAAAGAAGUCUUCUGCACUUUAAACAAGGGAACGAAAAAGGGUUUCCCUACCAGUUAGUGCCUUCUGUGAGUAAAGGAAACCAACUCGACAACUGUUGUUUCAGCUGCUGGCUUUUGUUUUUGUUUUGUCGGUUGUACCUGGAAGAAGCAGCCACCCCCCCUUCUUUCCCACCCCCCCAUAAAACAGCUCCCCCCAGGUACCAACCUCGGAGUGUUUAACUUACCCAGCUCUUUGGGUGAGAGUUUGGCCAAACUUCAAAAGGGUCUGCUGAGGCCGGCCAGGCCUAGCCAAAUAAUUAAAUAAAAUUAGGAAAGCUAUUUUAUUUUUAGUGCCUUUUCAGAACUGGACCGUUUCCUGCUUCGGCCAAGAGAAUCACGCCCAGCUACGCACCUCCACUGCCUUCUCAGGAAGUUCAAAUUGGAGAGGUGUUGGUGUUUUCAACGGCUCUUGCAUUGGUGCCUGUGUCUGUCUCUCUCUCUGUCCAACUUGGUGUCCAGUUCCUUUUGGUUCUUGUGUUGGCCUAACUCUGGAACACUGAAACGCAAGGGAUCUCCUUACAGGUGUAGUCAAGGCAAUGUUCCUUGAGUGUGGUUCCUGUGUGUGCAUCUGUAGCAUCCCUCAGCAAUCCUAGACACCCUUUGGGUUGAGGCACAGCCAGUGUCGCUGCCUUAUUGGCUGUUCUUUCUGUAUUUUACAGAAAUAAUUUCUUUUUUCUGAUUUUCCCAAGCUGGGGAGGGUGAAUCAGCUUCUGGGUCUCUUCUCUGCCCGUGUGUUGGAAGCCCGCUUUCCCAUCCUGAGCUACGCUCUUUUAAAUUCUGACUGUCUCUCCUUUGUCGCCCACCAAAUCAACUGUUAGUAAAAACUCUGUAGCAGGCUGGGCGUUCCCUAGCUGCAAACAUACCCAAAGCUCAGAGUGCCUCUUUCCUCCCCCCCCCUCCUCCUCUGCUUGGAAACCUUAUUUGACUAGGCCUAGCACCGAAAAUUAUUAUUCUGCUCCAAGCUUUGAGUCAUUCUAGCCUCACUCGGUCAGUAAGUCUUCUCCAGAAGGUGGAAUAGCUUUAUGCAUUCUGCAAGGUGCCCCCCCUUUUUUGGGGGGGGGACCUGUUUUGCCUUAUUCUUGCUGCUGCAUUGGAGUCUCGCUUCUUUCAGCCCAUUAGAGAGCAGGGAGCAAAUGGUAUCCGCAGAGUUCUUUCCCAGUUUAUUCUUACGAGCGCCCUCUGGUGGCCUUUCCUAUCGCAGCACGUUUUCUUUUCACAAAGAGUUUUUGCAUUCUACCUCUUUUUCAUUUAUGAAAUGAAGUGUUGCUCCAUUUCUAAACAGAAGUCUCUAAGCUCACAGUGCAGUUUUAUUUUCUCUGGGGAAGAGAAAAAUCUCUGAUCUCUCGAAUGCCAACAUUUUUGUUGGGGUUUUGCACCUUUGGAGUUACAAGAAUUUGAAUGAGCUAGUUCAGGUCAUUAUUUUGUAGAUGACACAGCUGAGUGCAAAAUGUGGUAGGAGGAAACAGAUCCUUCUGCGCUGGAAAACCUAGGCCAGGGUUAGGCAACCUUGGCUCUUUUAUGACUCGUGGACUUCAGCUCCCAGAAUUCCUGAGCCAGCAUGGCUCAGCUUGGAAACUUCUCCCUUUCCCCUCAGUGUGGCUGGCUCAGGAAUUCUGGGAGUUGAAGUCCACGAGUCAUAAAAGAGCCAAGGUUGCCUACCCCUGACCUAGGCCAUACGAAGGAAAGGCAGCGUGAAACCCAAACCAGGGACCAGAUUUUCUUUUUAAAGGGUUGAGUGGAAAAUGGAGAGCCAUGUUUGUGUUUGAGAACGAUUCCCAGAAUUCCUUUGGCCAUAGCUGCUCGGGAUUCUGGGAGUUGCAGUCCAAGACACCCAGAGUUUUCCCAGUGUGUGUAUGUGUGUGGGGGGAAAUGGAUGCUUCUCUCUCCCUGUUGUUUCCGCCUGUCACCCUUCGCUGUUUUCAGAACUCUUUUGACAAUUUUGUCAGUCAAAAACUUUCCCCCGUGGACCAAUGUGGCCAGGAUGUUGAUGCUGAAUUAUAUUUAUAAAGCACAAAAUAAAGCAUUCCACUUUGCAACUGCGAAAAUAAAGACUGGUAUACUGAAAUGGUGCGAA
Molecule: messenger RNA, 4060 nt
Organism: Crotalus tigris (Tiger rattlesnake)
Lineage: Eukaryota; Metazoa; Chordata; Lepidosauria; Squamata; Viperidae
Gene: ATL3
Product: atlastin GTPase 3
Exons: 13
Coding region: 164-1729 (521 amino acids)
Biological process (GO): endoplasmic reticulum organization; protein homooligomerization
Molecular function (GO): GTPase activity; GTP binding
Source: RefSeq, a predicted model, not a curated record